UAUUGGCUAGGUGACGUUCUUAUGAUGGUUAAAUUACAGUGUUGCCCCUCUGUUAUCCAAGUCAACAUAAAAACCCAGAAAAAACCAUCGAAAUUCAAUACCAACGACCGCUACAGUGAGCCGGUAAUCUCCGUCUCUCAACUGAAAAAUGGACGACGGCGGCGUUUCGAAAGCAGUGGCAGUGGUGGCCUGCGCUGCCAUGGCGCUGUUCUACGUAGCCAUUCUCUACGCCCCGACUCUGAUCCUCCGUCUCCCUCCUCCUCCUUCCUUCAAGAACUUCAUGAUCCGACGGUUCUUAUGCGCCGCCAUUUCAUCCGUCGUCUCCGUCGUCGUCUCCUCCCUCCUACUCCCUAUGAAAAGCAGGGACGUAUCAUCUCUGUUAAGUGUAUACGGAAUCCGAACGGACCAUAUUUGGCAAGCCAUGGUCUUUCCUCUGUCUUUGACUGCUCUCAUGUAUGCUGGAUCCUUGGUCCUUAAGGUGCUAAUGCUAGUGAAUUCAUUGAGGGAAGAUAUGAAUUAUGGUGGAGGCUUUUCGUUCGAAUAUAUCAAAAAUGUCUCACAAGAGGCUGUUGCCUGCACGCGCUCAAUGGCUUCCAAUGUCUUGGUUUGGCGUAAUUAUAUUGUGGCUCCUAUUACCGAAGAGUUGGUGUUUAGAGCAUGUAUGAUCCCAUUACUUCUCUGCGGAGGAUUCCAAAAAUCCACAGUCAUCUUACUCUGCCCCAUUUUCUUUAGUUUGGCACAUUUAAAUCAUCUAAUGGAGGUCUACAGCAGGCAAAACUAUAACUUGAUGAAAGCCUUCAUGGUUAUAGGUCUCCAGCUUGGCUAUACCGUCGUCUUUGGCUCAUAUGCAUCUUUUCUCUUCAUUCAAACUGGACAUUUUCUUGCUCCUUUAGUUGCUCACGCAUUCUGCAACUUUAUGGGAUUGCCUAUGCUAGUUUCACGAGGGAAAGGGUUAAUAGCCAUGGCGUCUGUAGCUGGAAUUGUGGGUUUCCUGUGCUUACUUUUUCCAAUGACGCACCCAGAUUUGUAUAAUGAUAGGACAGAUAAUUGCAGAUGUUGGCAAGGAUAUUGUUCUGGAAACUAAGCCUCUCAAAUCUUCGGAAGAAAUAGGUUUGUUCAAUUCUAACUCCUUUUCUAGCAUUAUUUGGCGUCACAUUACAUUGCUUCUUCAGCUAAAAGGAAAUAUAGAAAACAGCAGAGGAUUUUUAGUUUUCUAUUUGUAUAUUCUUCCUCCUUUAUUAUUCUGCUGAGUUCUUGAACACAAAUGUUGUGAAUUACAUUGAAAUUGUACUCCCUUUUUUCGCUUACUCUCGAACAAAAUUAUGUACUUUUUAAUGUACUACAAAGAGGAAUUUGAAGCUUAUUGUGA
Molecule: messenger RNA, 1369 nt
Organism: Malus domestica (apple)
Lineage: Eukaryota; Viridiplantae; Streptophyta; Magnoliopsida; Rosales; Rosaceae
Product: CAAX prenyl protease 2
Biological process (GO): CAAX-box protein processing
Cellular component (GO): endoplasmic reticulum membrane
Molecular function (GO): metalloendopeptidase activity
Source: RefSeq, a predicted model, not a curated record